AGAAAUACUUUGACAUGAAGAAGAACCAGUGUAAAGAUGCUCUGGACAUCUACAAAAAAUUUCUUUACAGGAUGACGAAGCUGUCGGAGUUCCUCAAAGUGGCAGAGCAAGUUGGAAUAGAUCAGGGUGACAUCCCAGAUCUCUCACAGGCCCCCAGCAGCCUCCUGGAGGCUCUGGAGCAGCACCUCGCCUCUCUGGAGGGCAAGAAGACGAAAGAGCUGAAUGCCGACACCAGGGCAUCUACUUUGUCCAACGCCGUCUCGUCCCUCUCCUCCACCGGCAUGUCCUUCAGCCGUAUGGAUGAGAAGGAGAAGCAGCAGGCCUUAGAGGAAGAACAGGCUAGACUGCAGGCUCUAAAGGACCAGCGCCUGAAGGAAAUCGGCAUGCAGACCCCCCCCUCAGCCUCUCCCAGUAGCCAGUCGAUAGGCAGCGCUAACAACAACAACCACAUCACACAAACCCCAGAGCUGUUCAGCUCCGUGCUGACCGCCAACAGUGUGCCCAACCUGAACAGUGACCUGUUUGAUCUCCAGCCAGCCUUCAUGCCCGCUGUGCAGAGCACUCCUUCAAUCUCCACCAACAACAGUGCCUGGGGAGGACUGGAGAGCCAGCCGCUGCAGCAGCACACCGCCUCGGCCAUGACCGUAGAUUUUGAUGCCGUGUUCGGGAAUAAGGCCACACCCAGUAACGGCAGCCCACAACCAGCCGGUUUCGACGCUCUGGGAGACCUGUUAAAGCCGACGGUUCCCACACACAGCGCACCUCCUCUUCCUCCUCCUCAAAUGGCGAUCCAUCACGGAGGGAAGCUGCUAGCCAACGACCUGGACUCCUCUCUGGCCAACCUCGUGGGCAGUGAGCCAGAUAUGCAGUGGAACCAGCCUGGAGAGAAGAAGCUUACCGGUGGCCAAAACUGGCAAAAUAAGACCAUGUCGACCACACAGUGGGGCCCGGCCCCCAUGGCCCCGCAGCCCAUGCCCGUGCCACAUGUGGCUCCGGCUCCAAUGGCUUUUCCCAUGACCACACCGCAAGUGCCUGUGUAUGGAAUGGUUCCUCCCCAGAUGGGUCAGAUGGGCGGGGUACCAGUGAUGGCUCCACAGCCAAUAAUGUACAACCAGCCUGUUCUCAGACCCACUAAUCCUUUCGCACCCAUGCCAGGAGCCCAGCAAGACCAUCCAAAACAAAGAAAUAAAAAAAAUGUACAAAUAGAUGGGGGCGAUGGGGGGAGACAGAAGAAAGAGAAAGAGGCAGAUGAACAGAUGUUGUCUGCUCUGAAAACAUUUGGCAUCACUGAGAAUUCAUGGCUGAUCCUGAUGUACAGGGAGAGAUCUUCAUUUCGACAAACCCGACUGGCGGACAAAAUGAGGAACUCUAUCACGGGCUCCCUCUCGGUUCGGCUCGCGGGUUUGACCGAAAAAGAAAACGGCCAUCUGGCUCCUCGUGAACAACACAAACACUCUUUCAGUUUCAGCCUGAACGAGCCACGAGGCUCCCGACUGGGAUUCGGGAUUCCCUUCGAGAGAGAGCCCACUUUCUUCCAGAACCAGCUCGGCCGGGAGCUAAGAGGCGGCGGCAGCUUUGGGAUGCGAGCCCACGGCUAUCCGGACCGGCGGGCCGUCCAAACCCCUCCCCGAGACACCAAA
This is a messenger RNA of Menidia menidia (Atlantic silverside), 1640 nucleotides long. Lineage: Eukaryota; Metazoa; Chordata; Actinopteri; Atheriniformes; Atherinopsidae. The record is from the annotation of a GenBank genome assembly.